GCAGUGGGCGGGGGCACUACCGGGAAAGGGGGCGGAUAGCGGGUCCCGCGGCGGCGACGGCGCCUGACCAAUGGAGAGACGCGGUUCCCGGCGCUUGGCCGGCGGCAUUUAAACCGGAGACCCGGAGAUGCCCGACACUCGGUGCACUCUUCGCAGACCUGAAGAUCCAGAACACCGCGGUAGCGGCGCUCUCCUUCGUCUUCCUCCCGCGUCGAGCCCGAGUGGCUCCGGCCGCGGUCGCACGCAGCGCCACGCGUCCACAGCGAAGGACCCGAGGACCCACGGAAGUGACAGAAUGAAUCGCACAGCAUACACUGUGGGAGCUUUGCUACUCCUGCUGGGGACCCUACUGCCAACAGCUGAAGGGAAAAAGAAAGGGUCCCAAGGAGCCAUCCCACCUCCUGACAAGGCUCAGCACAAUGACUCUGAGCAGACCCAAUCCCCACCACAACCUGGCUCCAGGACCCGGGGGCGGGGCCAGGGGCGGGGCACUGCCAUGCCUGGAGAGGAGGUGCUUGAGUCCAGUCAAGAGGCCCUGCAUGUGACAGAGCGCAAGUACCUGAAGCGAGAUUGGUGCAAAACUCAGCCCCUGAAGCAGACCAUCCAUGAGGAGGGCUGCAACAGCCGCACCAUCAUCAACCGCUUCUGUUACGGCCAGUGCAACUCCUUCUACAUCCCCAGGCACAUCCGAAAGGAAGAAGGCUCCUUUCAGUCCUGCUCCUUCUGCAAGCCCAAGAAGUUCACCACCAUGAUGGUCACACUCAACUGUCCUGAGCUACAGCCACCCACCAAGAAGAAAAGGGUCACACGCGUGAAGCAGUGUCGUUGCAUAUCCAUCGACUUGGAUUAAGUCAAAGGGGGCACAUUCAGCCUGUCAUAGCCAUGCCGAGAGCCACACCCAAACCACCCGAUUCCUACUUGGCUUAAACCUAGAGGCCAGAAGAACCAGCAGUUGCUUCCUGGCUGGAGGCUGCUUAUGCAUAGUGUAUGCGCAUGAGUGUGCGUGGGUGCCUGUGGGUGUUUCCAACAGCCUCUGCUAGAAGGCACUUCCUGUUACUCUGUUUCAGAUGGUCGGAAAUGCCCACACCACUGGACCCAAACACCCACAAGGGCAGGGCUGUAGUUGGCUUUGUCAUUGUGUUCCAUGUGCCUCCUGGGCACCAGGAUUUCACUUGAGAAUGAAUACUAAGGGCGGAGGUAACUCUGAGGGCUGUAUUAGACUUGGAACUGUUCAGUGCUCGCCCUAUACUCCCACAGCCCAUUCCUUUCUUUGUUUUCCCUGACGUCUUAGUCUUAGCCCAUGUUCCUAAAUUAAUUCACUUGACCGCGGAUGUAAAUGUCUUUUGUCUUGUGAAGAACCUUCAGAAAAUGGGGAGACAUGUGGUGAUGGCAAACAGGACAGAGGAUUGACACAGGAGCUGUGGGCCAAGGACCAGUUUGGGCCAGUGAAAUCCAGUAGCAAGAUGUCCAGAGUUUAAAAGUUGUUUCCAAAAACAAUAUGGGCUUUGUUUUAGCAAAAGGGCUUUCCUGAUAUUUAAAAGAACCCAGACACACGGAGGAGAAAUAUAAUCAGCAAAAAAAACCCCAAUUCUCUGUGCCGGCUUCUGUGACCUACUGAUACUAGAUGUAACCCAAAGUUAAGGGUGAAAUAUUGACCACUUCUAUUUUAAGAACCAAGUGAAAUAAAAAUAAAUGUGGCCUCCUACUUUACUUUGCCUCUCAGGAAGACAACUGAGAGCCUUGUUCACUGGGGUAAGAAAACGCGAAACCUCCUAAGGUUAGUUCUGCUGGAUUAACGUUGCUUGUCUGUCGUUCUUGAAAGAUGCUUCAGACAUGCAGAACCUUUCAAUACAAACCUGCUUUUCUUGAGGUCACCUGCCAAUAAGAAACAGUGUAAGAUGAAGAGCCCUCUGCUAAAUUUGAGUUAGACAUGUCUGGGGCCUUUUCUGUUUGGCUUUUAUAAUAGAGAAUCAGAGGAGGGAGGGAGAGAGAGAGAGAGAGAGAGAGAGAGAGAGAGAGAGAGAGAGAGAGAAGUAAGGGCUCUGUUGGCCUGCCUCUACUUCAUUUGCUCUCAGAGGGUCAAUAGGAAAGUUCCAUUAGGAGACCAGGACACUAGGGUCUAUUUACAGGUCACCACUCCCAGUGGAUCAAUGUGGCAUUGUAAUCAUUAUGCCUACUAGAGAUGUUGUCCUCUGAAUACACGUGGCUCCCCAAAUAUCUACUUUGCAUUCAUGUAAGGGCCAGAUUGAAAGGUGGGUGGGCUUUGAUACAUUUUGGUUUGGCUAAGCAAUAUUCCUUAAGACUGAGAUGCUAGCUAUAAAUGCUCCAAAUACUUUUUUUUUUUUUUGUCUUUUCCUCUCAGAGUGACUAGUCAAGUUAUAUAUCAUUUGGAUGGCAGACAUGCACUGCCCAUCAAAGAUACCACAGUCAAAGAAUCAUUGAAAGUAAAGAAACUUUUUUAUUUUGGUCUAGCCCACUCCCAUGAGACAUCUGAACAGGAACCAUAUUGUAAGGCAAAUGCUAUCUUGAAUUCCCAAAGCAGUGGGUCUACUUUUGAAAGUUUAAAAGUCACUACUGAUGAAUUUGCACAAGCAUAGCCUGUGAGUUUCAUUUGUACUCCGUGCUCCAACCCUGAAUCUCUUGAGUCUUCUAUCUCCAUAGCCAAUAAGUCACAGGAUGGAUUUGAUUAGGCCCACAAAUGCAAAGGCAGACUUUGGAGGAUAGUGAAGAGAGAAAAAUAAGAGAAGAGGAAGCUGAAAAUGUAGAACCACACCUGAGAGGAAAAAUGGCACUCAGUGCUGAGAAACACUGUGUGUCGUGCCUUAAUUCUGCCACAAACAUGCAGUAAACGUAAAAUAAUAAUAAUAAUAAAAAGUUUUCCAUCCACAGUUACCUUCUAGGAGCUUGUACCACAGUCUCUCAUGUAAGUUGGAUUUAGAUUUGGUUCAUGUCAAUAGGAUUGUCUCAAAAUUAACUUCUUCGAAACCAUCAGCAGCAUAAGUACCCUAGAAGCGUAUCACUGACCAUAGACGGGGAUGUCUGCCUUCCUUGCUGUGCCUAGACAGAGAAUAUGAGAAAUAUGUAUCCUCCAUCAUUUAUUGGAGAUACCCUGUCUGUUGCUUAUUUUGGACACACCAGUAAUGUAAUGGUGCACAUUUUCUCCAACACUGUAGUAGAAGAUUAGUUGCGAUCUCCAUCUUACUUAUUAAAAUAAUGCCAGAAACCAAAUAUGAAUAUUAUGGCAUUCAAUUUGUACUUGGCACUGAAAGAGGAAAACCACACACAGUGUCAGUCUGAGUGCAUCUUUGCAACAGUACUCUUCAAAGCUGUUAAGUGAAAAACCUGGAGGAGAGGAUAGUUUCCACCGUGUGGAAUGUGAAUAAGCAAAAAGUUAUGGUUAUUUAAUGUAAUUAGGAAUUCAAAGUCCUUCGGUUACUGUGAUUUCAAACAUGUCUUCUUUCUCUAUUUUUAUAUGACAGCCUCUGAGUUGGGCAAAGGAGAAACGGGCCAUUGUAUGUUGCUAGAGACUUUUGUCACAUCAGAGGGAAACACAGUCUUGUCACAUAGGAAGAGAUGUUGCCAAGUCAAGGAUGAGCUUUUACUUUAUUUUCUUUUAAAUUGAAUGUUCCUUAAAGGUCAACACUCUGAAGCAAUAUUAGGAAAGACUUUAAAUGUUAUUUUGAGAGACUUAUGAUGUGUGUAUACAAGCAAAUUGCAGAUAAUGAUAGCUAGUUCAGACAUAUACAAACAGAACAUUUCUGAGCUGAAUGACUGAAAGAGAUUCUAUUGAUUUGUCUGUCCUCAAAAUAUUUAAUAUCAUCUACAUUGUGUAUUUAAUAUGCUUUAAUCAUUGUAAAACAACAAAGGAUUAUAUAGGCUAUGACGGAACUACUACUUUGCUAUGGAUGAGGGUGAGGCAGGAUUUAAUGGUCUCAUAAAAGCUAAUUUGGCUUAAAGUUUUAUGAAUCUGUAACUAGAAUUUAAUUUUCACCCUAAUAACAUUCUAUAUAACCUUUGCCAAACAAAGCAAUCAAUAAAUUAAACCUCUUCUUUUUGUGUA
Messenger RNA from Mastomys coucha (southern multimammate mouse), 4060 nucleotides. It is a transcript of the gene Grem1, whose product is annotated as gremlin 1, DAN family BMP antagonist. The transcript has 2 exons. Gene Ontology annotation, molecular function: receptor ligand activity; BMP binding. Gene Ontology annotation, biological process: animal organ morphogenesis. Lineage: Eukaryota; Metazoa; Chordata; Mammalia; Rodentia; Muridae. The record is from RefSeq and is a predicted model, not a curated record. The coding region runs from base 128 to 850 and encodes 240 amino acids.